GGAGAACUCAGAGUGGAAUUUAGAGAACGAAGUGAAGCUGCUUGACCGGGUAAAGGGAGGCGGGGGCGGCUGCCCUGCCCAGCGAGGACGGUUCGGGUCCACUUGGGUGGAGGAUUGGGGACCAAGCUGAAAGCGAUGCCCGGGGGCCUGCAUGAUUUCUUUCUGGCCACGACCCCGCCCUGAACUAUGCUUGGGAAUUGCGCCACGUCUCCCGCUUGAAUCCUCCCCACUUGCGGCUCUGGGACUGAUGAUGUGGCGACCGUCACUUCUGCUGCUGCUGUUGCUGCUCAGGCGCGGAGCCCAGGGAAAGCCAUCCCCUGACGCCGGCCCUCAUGGCCAGGGGAGGGUGCACCACGCGGCCCCCCUGAGCGAGGCCCUUCAUGAUGACGCUCACGGGGACUUCCAAUAUGAUCAUGAGGCUUUUCUGGGACGAGAAGUGGCCAAGGAAUUCGACCAACUCACCCCAGAGGAAAGCCAAGCCCGUCUGGGGCGCAUCGUGGACCGCAUGGACCGCGCCGGGGACGGGGACGGCUGGGUGUCGCUGGCCGAGCUCCGCGCGUGGAUCGCACACACGCAGCAGCGGCACAUACGGGACUCAGUGAGCGCGGCCUGGAACACGUACGACACAGACCGUGACGGGCGUGUGGGUUGGGAGGAGCUGCGCAACGCCACCUACGGCCACUACGAGCCGGGUGAAGAAUUUCACGACGUGGAGGAUGCAGAGACCUACAAGAAGAUGCUGACACGGGACGAGCGGCGUUUCCGGAUGGCUGACCAGGAUGGGGACUCAAUGGCCACUCGGGAAGAGCUUACGGCCUUUUUGCAUCCUGAGGAGUUCCCUCACAUGCGGGACAUCGUGAUUGCUGAAACCCUGGAGGAUCUGGACAAGAACAAAGACGGCUAUGUGCAAGUGGACGAGUACAUCGCGGAUCUGUACUCGGCAGAGGCCGGGGAGGAGGAGCCAGCCUGGGUGCGGACGGAGCGGGAACAGUUCCGGGACUUCCGAGAUCUGAACAAGGACGGGCAGCUGGAUGGGAGUGAGGUGGGCCACUGGGUGCUGCCCCCUGCCCAGGACCAGCCGCUGGUGGAGGCCAACCACUUGCUGCACGAGAGUGACACGGACCAGGACGGGCGUCUGAGCAAGGCUGAGAUCCUGGGCAACUGGAACAUGUUCGUGGGCAGCCAGGCCACCAACUACGGCGAGGACCUGACGCGUCACCAUGAUGAGCUCUGAGCCCCAGCGUGCCCACUGCAGCCUUGUCGCCCCAUGGGCUGACCCGCAGAGGGGCCCCAGUGGCCAGGGCCCCCUGUCCAGCCCUGCAGGAUGCGGACACAGCCUCCGGUGUCCCCCUGCUCCUGGGCUCUCACAGACCCACCAGGUCAACUUCUCUCCCUGAGACAUCACAGACCCUCCCAGAUCCCCCCAGGGGCUCACAGACCCAAAGUGAGGGACCACCCACUUCUCACUGGCAGAGUCUCCCCGCCCAGACCAAGGCCCCCUACGCCAAGCUCAGCCUCUAAGAGCCUCCACUAACCCCCAGAUCCGAAUCUGAGCCUCACACCACAGAGACGAGAAACACUCCCCCAGGUGCCCCGAACUCGCCCCCAGCACUUGCCCAAAGGAUGCCUCCUCUCUGCCAGGGAAGCAGUAAAAUCUAGUGCUGGGGCCCCA
Molecule: messenger RNA, 1672 nt
Organism: Balaenoptera musculus (blue whale)
Lineage: Eukaryota; Metazoa; Chordata; Mammalia; Artiodactyla; Balaenopteridae
Gene: RCN3
Product: reticulocalbin 3
Exons: 7
Coding region: 152-1234 (360 amino acids)
Cellular component (GO): endoplasmic reticulum
Molecular function (GO): calcium ion binding
Source: RefSeq, a predicted model, not a curated record